Molecule: messenger RNA, 9878 nt
Organism: Protopterus annectens (West African lungfish)
Lineage: Eukaryota; Metazoa; Chordata; Ceratodontiformes; Protopteridae
Product: CUGBP Elav-like family member 4
Exons: 13
Coding region: 147-1595 (482 amino acids)
Biological process (GO): mRNA splice site recognition; regulation of alternative mRNA splicing, via spliceosome
Cellular component (GO): ribonucleoprotein complex; cytoplasm; nucleus
Molecular function (GO): mRNA binding
Source: RefSeq, a predicted model, not a curated record
GGGGCCAGCACGCUGACGUCAUCAGGCACUGUGGCAGCUGCUGGGGAAACAGGGAGAGAAAGAAAGAAAAGAGAAAGAAAGAAAGAAAACAAAUCACAAGAAAGGGAUACAAAACGGUAUCUGCCAAGCUGGAGUACUGGGGGAAGAUGGCCACUGUUGUCAACGGCAUGGUACAGCAGGACAGCCCCAGUUUCAGCACCACGAACAGCUCCGUUAGAAUGAAUGGUCUCAGUCACAGCCAAAGCACCAUCCCAAUGAAGGAUCAUGAUGCUAUUAAGCUGUUCAUAGGGCAGAUCCCUCGAAAUCUGGAAGAAAAGGACCUCAAACCCCUCUUUGAGGAAUUUGGCAAGAUCUAUGAACUGACUGUACUGAAGGACAGGUUCACUGGCAUGCACAAAGGGUGUGCUUUUCUUACAUACUGUGCCCGGGAGUCUGCUCUGAAGGCCCAAAGUGCAUUACAUGAACAGAAGACGCUUCCUGGGAUGAAUCGUCCUAUCCAGGUAAAGCCAGCUGACAGCGAGGGUCGAGGGGAGGACAGGAAGUUAUUUGUGGGUAUGCUUGGUAAGCAACAAAGUGAAGAUGAUGUCAGAAGACUGUUUGAGCCAUUCGGGCAGAUAGAAGAAUGCACCAUCCUUAGGGGUCCUGAUGGAGCCAGCAAAGGCUGUGCCUUUGUGAAGUUUGGAACACAUGCUGAGGCCCAGGCUGCUAUCAACAGUCUUCAUGGCAGUCAGACCAUGCCGGGAGCAUCUUCAAGCCUGGUGGUGAAGUUUGCAGACACUGACAAGGAGCGGACUCUCAGGCGCAUGCAUCAGAUGGCAGGUCAGCUUGGCAUAUUUAACCCCAUGACCAUACAGUUUGGUGCAUAUGGAGCAUAUACACAGGUGAUCAUGCAGCAGCAGGCGGCACUGAUGGCGGCAGCACAGGGAACAUGUCUAAACCCGAUGGCAGCAAUAGCAGCAGCACAGAUGCAGCAGAUGGCAGCUUUCAAUGUCAGCGGACUGGUGGCCACGCCCAUGACUCCCUCCUCAGGUACAAGUACCCCACCAGGGAUUGGAACAGCAACAGUACCCAGUAUUGCAACCCCAAUUGGGGUAAAUGGUUUUAGUCCUCUCCCUCCACAGACCAAUGGCCAACCAGCAACAGAGACUAUCUACACAAAUGGCAUCCAUCCUUAUCCAGCACAAAGCCCUACUUUGGCAGAUCCUCUACAACCAGCCUAUGCAGGCAUACAGCACUAUGCAGCAGCAUAUCCAGCAGCAUACGCACCGAUAAGUCAAGCAUUCCCACAGCAACCACCUAUAAUGCCUCAGCAACAAAGGGAAGGUCCAGAAGGAUGCAACCUGUUUAUCUAUCACCUUCCUCAAGAGUUUGGAGAUGCCGAGCUCAUGCAGAUGUUCCUGCCAUUUGGAAAUGUCAUCUCUGCCAAAGUCUUUGUAGACCGAGCCACGAACCAAAGUAAAUGCUUCGGAUUCGUCAGCUUUGAUAACCCGGCCAGUGCUCAGGCGGCUAUCCAGGCCAUGAAUGGCUUCCAGAUCGGCAUGAAGAGGCUAAAGGUUCAACUAAAGAGGCCAAAGGAUGCCAACCGACCUUACUGACCCAUCACUAUGCCCUCUCAGAACAAGGACAGGUGAUGGAGCCUUUAUCGUUCACAAGUGCAGUAUUGGAAUAUUGACUCUCUUUCUUUGCUACGAAUCAUGCCAGAGAAGCAGUGUUGUGUGAGGGGGGAAGCAAAAAAUAAAUAAGUAAAUAAACGAAACAAUAAAAAAAUUAUGAGUGAAACAAUGAGAAGAGAACUUUGCAAAUGAGACUGUGUUAACAGCUAAAGAAGAUUCUUUAUUGCAGCAUUUGCAUUUUUGAGAGACUGAAGAACAUUAGAUGAAAUGAAGUGAAUUUUACCUUCAGGCAAUGAUUUGCUGCUGUCGUGACAUGAAGAACCUUGUAAUCAAGUCAGAGAAUUAACCAAAGCCAAUAGGCUUAAUGACUGAGUGCCUAGUCUGGUAUUUUGGAUGAAGGUCUUUAAGGGAGGAAGAUGGGGCUGUCUAGAAAGUUAAUGAUAUAAAGAGAAGGUGAAAUGCAGCUGAGCCCUUCUUCAGUGGCACUGAGAGAGACAAGUUUUACGUCUUUCAAAAAUCGCAUCAUUCCUUAGAGUUUAGGGACCAAAGGACUAUUGCUUUUUUUAUAAAAAAAAUUACAAAAGUAUUAUAAAAUAUAACUGUAUCUUAUAGCUGCAACCUUUAAAAACAAUAAAAAAAAAGAAAAAAUGCAUUAUGUCUAGUUUUAGGAUAAGCCGAAGGCUUAGUUUGUGGCAAAGCUGUAAUCUACUGUUUGCAAGAAAGAUCACAACUAGCAGAUGUAAUAACUGCCAAUUGUUUGUUUGGGGGGAUGGCUGUAGACAAUUUGUAAAUUGUCAUUUGGUUGCUUGGCUGUUAGAAACUUUUUUUUAACUUAGCCUUUCCUUGUAGUUAGAACACAAAAGACAAUAGGAGCAGAAAACUUUAUUGUAGAAAAUCAAAUGUUCGCUUUCAGCCUAUCCAUUGGAAGACAAUCAUUAAUGGAAGAAGGCGAAAGUGAUUUGUUACUUAUUUGCUUAAUUAUGUUCAAUGAAAAGGGGUAGUUUAGUUUAAAAAAGGUAUUGCUAAACAGAAGGAAUGUUUGAUGUGUGAUAGAGUUUCAACAUCACAACAUAAACCAGUUAUCAUGAUAACCUCUAGUCUUGCUGUUGCUAUAUACCAUGCAUAGGUCAUAUACUUAGCAAUCCAUCAAAAUCCAGAGGCAAAGUUUCCCCGCAUAUUAGAAAAUGUUUCAGUACAACUUAGGAAUCCUUGGACACCAUAAUUCUCCUUUUACACACUAGGCCUUCUCUGUCCUACACACAUCCCAUAGUUAUGUCAGUAAAGAGAGGCAUGACAUAACAAAGCCCCAGGGAGCAACCAUACAUUUUUCAUAUUGUUAAUAAUAACCCCAGUAUUAUUCCCAACAAUAAAAGCUAUCACCAAUAAAGUGUAGUCUUUCAGCUUUGCAGUUCUUGUGGCAUCAACACCUAGGUAGUUAGAAAUGUUUAACACACUUGCAUCUAGUUUCUUUAAGCCUGCAGGUUAUGCUGUGUAUAUUAUUGUACACUUUGUUCAUUCUGCACUAAUUUUUCGUCUUAGUAUUGUUCCCAGCUCUCCUUUCAUCUCUGACUGCAUUAGUUCAGAGCCAUGACUUAUUUAACAUUGCCUAUACUAAGGUUUAAAUCUUACAGUAUGUGACAGAUUUAAUAUUCAGAAAAUGCCUACUUCAUUCUGUUAACGAACAUUUUUUGAAACUUUUAAUUUUUAAGUUUGCAUAUGUGGUAAAAUAGAUUUCUUACAAAUGUUGGCACAGUGCAUAACAUGAUUUAAUGAAAUGAGUGUGAAGGUAUUUCUCUUUGUGCAAGAUACCUACACCAAUAUUAUAGCAUUAUCUGCAUACCUCGUUGGUCCAUACAUUUCAGAAUGCACAAUAUGCUACUAAUUAGGGAUAGGUCCAUGACUACUGGAGAACUGCAAUUCAUAAAAUCUCCCUGAAAAAGAAAUGGCUAGGUAACUUAUCACAAUAAGUAAAUAAAUAAGUAAAAGAGCCAUCCAGACUCUGCCCGUAAUUAUAAACAAAGGUCGGCCCUAAGCAGUGGUAAUUAAAAGAGUGAAAAAAAUAAAAAUAAACUUUGGCAACAGCCCGCCUUGGUUCUUCAAAUCUUUCUAGGGACAUAAAUUUUAUCUUUAAAACAAUUUCUUGUUCAUCGUCAGAAACAGUGUGCAAAACAGGACUAAAACUAACCUUGUUAGAAAUAAAACAUCCAAAGAAUUAAUACACAUAUCAUUUAAAUGAGCUGGCUUAUAGGCAAAAAUGAAGUUUGAAGAUCCAAGCUUGAUAUUGACACAGUUUAUUUUUAUUCUUUUUUAUUCCCUGACCUUUAACCAUACUUUCUUUAUCUUUAUUUCAUGCAAAUGUUAUAUAUUUUCCAUAUUUCCAUUAUCUUACUAGUCAACUCACACCUGUUCUUUUUAAACAGAUGCACAUUGCUGCUUGGUGGGUAAUUGUGUUUACUACAUUGUGAAGACUGCUUCAGGAUACACUCCUUUCUCUCUCUCUCUCUCUCUGUUUCUGUCUCAAACACACACCUACACACACACACAAAACAAGGAUGUAUAAAAUAUGUUUGGCACACCUAAUACUAUGUCCCCUCUCCAAAAAUUACUGUACAACAAAAUUAUGUAAUUUAUAAGUACAGUAAUACAUGAUAAGUUGUGCACUGAGAAGAUACUUGCAGUGGCAUCAUUUCACUAUAUAUCCCAGCAUGCUAGCUUCUUUAUUUAGAGGCCCUCUACUAGCCCAGCUACCAUGAUACAUGACAUCUGCCGUAGGCCAAUGACUUAGCCCUCCAACCCACUUAUAACAGAUAAUUUCACACCUAUAUGGCCAAGUAUCAGCUAAAUUCUGAAAAUACAAAAUGAAAUUAAUUUGUUAAAUUUGGCAGCUGAAAUGUAAUCUCAUGUGGAAUUCCAAAUAAUGAAACUUUUUUCCUAAACUCUGUUUAAUUCCACUGGCAACAGAAUCUUAACUGAUCUCAGUUCCAGAACAGGAGUUUAUUCAAUAAGUUUUGUAUUUAAUUAUUUAUUUAUGAUAUCUUUUCUAGAUGAUUCUUACUAACAUGAGUGGAAGAGGCACAUACCUGAAAUGGUCAGAAAUGAAAUAAAAUUACAUACAACAAUAAACAUCUGGAACAGAAUAAUUAAUAUUUUUUUCUGGAAUAGUUAGUAUAACACUUUAAUGUGUACUGUUCAGUAUGUGCCACUUUCAUAUGAACAGGUGAAAGUGUGAAAAAAGUAAUAGGAAAAAUUCUGUACAUGAGAGAACAAAUGACACAAUAAAUAACAAAGGCCUCAUACAGUAGGAGUUCUUAUUUAUAACUAUAAUAACAGUCAAAAAUAAAAUACAUCAAUACCACCAGAUAAACCAUUUUUCAAAAAUUCCACAAUGUAAUCAAAUAAAUAGACCUUUAUAAGGUUAAAUGCUUUCAUCUAAAAAAAAAAAAAAAACAGGACUUCAUCAGAAGUGAUGUUACAAAAUAUCACAGACUUAAAUAAUUAAGUAGUCGCAUCACAUUGGCUAAGUUUACAGUGUACUAAAGAAAAAAAAUCAUUUUUUCUGCAAUUAAAAUACUUUUUAAGUUAAUUAUAAAAGUAGUAUCCUCAUAAAAAUGUCUGAUAAGUAGGUAACAACCCACCAUUCCAAAGAAGUUAAUUAGUAGCUAUUAAGCAUUGAUAAAACACACACACACACACACACACACACACACACACACACACACACACACACACACACACAGCGGAUGAAGUUCCAUAUAUGUUUCAGUUCAUAAUUUAGCAGUGUAUGAUUUUAAUACAUUGUUAGUUAGACCAGGGAUUUAGCCUGUAUUAAGUUACAGCUUCCAUAUAAUUUUUUUACUCUAAUUUCAGUUCCCAUGGACCUCCCCAGGGUAGGGUGAGAACAUGCUCAGGAAUAACAAACAAAACUUAGAAUACUGUUUACAUUGCAAAGUGUGCCUAAAAAGUGCAUUAUUGUCAUUUUUAUUUUGUAUGUCAUAAUUGUGUUCAUAAAUACAACUGCGUAUAGUUCUCUCCUUCUUGCUUACAUAAAAAUAGUGACAAUAAUGACUCUCCUUCUUGCUUACAUAAAAAUAGUGACAAUAAUGACAGAAACAUAAAUAGACCACUCCUUUCAUGUCACAUGUAUAUUUUCUAUUAACUAUUAAUUCAUUUGUUGGGCCCUUUUGGUGGCAUAGAGGGAUAAAGCCCCGAAUACAACACAGGUGUUCGACAGACUUGGCAGGGAGGACGGGAUAUUCCUAUCCUGGGGGUGGGUGUGGAAGGUAUAUGAUGAUGUCUCUCUAGAUGAUUUCUAGUGGAGGUUGGAGCUCAGGGAAGUUGGACGUCAGGCUGGAAGGGCAGGAUAUAUGGUCAGCGUAUGCCCGUUAGGGCCCAGGAUGAAGCACACUGUAGUUUCCUAUGCCCAGCCAAUUGUAGCUUGUGCUAGGCAUGUAGGGGAGGGGAUGUAGACCUAUAAAAAUUCCCAAGAAUCUGUAUAUGAUGGCAACAUUUCUGACAUUCAACCCCUGCCACCGCUGAGUGAAAGAUAACUCAUAAGUUGAGCUCUCAAAUGGAAGGCAGAUGGGCUUAUUGGUCACGGAGCACAACUUCAAGGAAAAACAGGGGUCCUGGAUGAAAAAAGAAACAAUUUAUUUGUUAGAGUAUUCAGCUUCAGUUUUGGCCUUGUAUAAAUGAUCUAUGACUAAGGACAAAGAAAUGGAUAAUAGGAAAAAACAUUGAAUUUCAAAGAGGAAAGAAACAAAAAGUCAAGCAAAUAAGUAGUUACAUUAGUUGAAAGACAUAUUGCAAUGAAUUAAAUAUUUCUUAAUAGAGUUUCCAUUUUAAUUACCUCAACAUUAGAAAUACAUUUGAAACCAUGGCUAUCUUGGGAAAAGAGUGCUUUACAAGGCAAGAAAAAAACAGAAGAAUGAAAAUAAAAGAGAAUUUGAACAAAAUUGACUGUUGUUAAAAACACAACCACUUUGAUAAUUUCUAAUUCAUUUCCAACAAAGAAACAUCAUGAAAACAAUGAAGUUAUUGUGCUAUGAGACAUCAUUUAAAACUAGAAUCUAUUUAUUUUAGCAGUUUUGGCCAUGACCUAGUUAGGUGAAACUGUUUAAAUAUUCAUAUAGCAAUAGAAUAUGAAAAUUAGAAUUGCAGUUCAACAUAAAUGGUAAAUAUGUAUAUAAAAUGUGCAUAACACGUUAUUUAUUUAUUAAUUUAGCACUUGAUAAAUGGAUAGGUUGACUGGUUAAAGAUCCUUUAUCAUGACAAACCAGGCUACCAUGUAGCUACCUGAAAUUAAUAAAAGAUGUACCAUACAUGACUAUAUAAUCAAUUUGUGCAUAUAGAAAACAUCAGUAAAUACUUUUGUGUCUUAUUUAGAUAGAACCACAGGAUAUAAUAAUGCCUGUAGACUCAGCGGGGACAAGGUUUUCACAUCAGCAUAGCCAUCAAUGCUUUCAUAACAUUGACUAAAUUCUAAAGACAAACGCAUUUAUACAUCAAUACCACCGUGACUGUUCAUAUCAAAUUUAUUAUUCAUCUCUCAUAUAUUUUAAAACCUUUUAUGAAAUAUGAAACAUUAGCAGUCUUCCUUUAGGUGCUAAAGUAUUUUGUUUUUCCUUUAAAUAAGGGAAGCUUAUCAACAUAUAAAGCAACUGUGAUACAUUUAAAUGUUUUCCAGCUAAGCUCAGCUUAGUGUAUAACUCAUGAACAUCUGGUCAGAAUAUUAUCCUUAAUCCAGAAGUGACUUGCACUCAGUCCAUAAUGGCUGACAGCUAUUAAGUCUUUUUUUAUGCUGAUAUAUUCCAAAACAUGUGUACUAUCUGUUGUGUGCAUAGCCGGCCUUAGGCAUAGGCCAACUAAGCGGCCACCUAGGCCGCCGCUUUAGUAGGGGCAAUUUUCCAGUAUUUAUUUGGUGUAGGUAGACCAGGAAGGGGGAACUGGGUGGUGUAGUGGGGGGUGCCUUGGUGCCCUUUUGCCUAGGGCACCAGUUAACCUAAGGCCGCUCCUGGUUGUGUGUUAUCUGUAUUACAAAAAUAUUGACUGUAGUAACCGUUCACUAAUACAGUGUGUCAUUGCUAAUGACUAUGGGAGUCAGUCAUGGUUGUAAAAUCACUGCAUGAUUACAACAUGACAGCACUACCAGGCAGAAACAGUUAGCUCUAGGCCACUGUACUAAACAAAACAUGGGGAAAUUUGCAUGCACAAAGAUAUAGCUAGCAUUACAGGCACCAUGAAGAAGGUAGUAAAAAUCAUGUUGUCAUGCGACAACUGGUAGCAGUCUUAUUGGUAUUCUUUUUUUUGUGCAUUCUCAUGAGGUGAACAUUAAUUACCAAAGGCUGGCAUAAGCAAGGACAUAGAACAGUUACUGCCAAGUGAGAGCAAUACUUGUCUGCAUCACCCCCUAACAGUAAACAGCAGCACAUCUCGGCUGCAGAAGACACCCAGGAAGAAAGUGCUUAUUAUGUAACAUUUCUCAAAAUACACAUGCAAAAGGGCCAUUUGAUUACUCUAAAUGGGCUGUUUUUCCAAAGUGGUAAAAUAAAAUUACCACUACAAAAAGGUAGCCAUUCACAAAAAGCCAAAAAUGGAGCAUGGCACACCAUUAUGAAGCUGAUUGCAAACUGCACAAGAAUAAAUAUUAAAAUAUAUUGUAGCUACACCAUGCAUUUUCAAAGUGACCAGGCCCAGUAUUUUUAAUACUAAUAUAACCCUUUUUGUUUUUGUAAGAAAAGAUGACAGAACAUUGUUUGAUGCAUGUAGAAAAAAAAAAAAUAAUUGCCAUUGAGGGGCUACAUUUAAUUAAAGACAUUCAUAAAUAAGCAGAUACAAAGAACACUGACAACUUUUCUCCACCAAAACCUUUCAGUACAAGAUGGUAAGUACAACAAGAAGCUCUACCUGUCCUUUGUCAGACUCGCUUAGAAAAAGUAAAUAAUAUCUUACAUAUAAAAGUUCCAUAUUUAACCAUACUGGGACCAAUGGCCAUGCUAAUUUAUCCACACGCAUCACUGUUUGCACACUCCAGUUCCUCGCAUGGAUAAGCCACGCCACUCAAGACUAAAACAGCAUGAGUGCCAGGUCCAUUAGUGAUUUCCUCUAGUCCCUUCAUUAAAGCAAGUGUCCCACUUUAUUCAUGACUGUUACCACAACUGCCCAAGCUGGUGUGCGAAAUCAUAACCAGAAUAUGAACAGACUGCCAGGGUUUACUGCAGCUAUGGCACUAUUUCCAGGCCCACAGUUAACUGGUAUUCAUGGAUACCAAGACCGCCAUCUUCCUAGACAUGUUCUGUGCAAGUAUUAAGUAUGUUUAAUGAUUGGUAAUUCAGUUACAGGAUAAUAUAGAACAUACUGUCAGGUAAAAAUAUGCAAAAAAAAUUUAACAUUGUAGCAGUUAAUGAAACCAUGAUUACCUGUAUUAGAAUAUUCAUGAUGGUAGCAUGGCAGUCAGAGGAACUACAGUUACCCAUUCUAUGAUAUUAGUGGUUCUUGCAUGGCAAUUGAUGUAAAUGAGAUUACCAGUGCUAAGAGGCUGCACUCACAUUAACAUGUUCCUUAAUGUGAGCAUGCACACAACAUUGAUCACCUUUCACCAUGGAAACCUUUAAGUGUUAACAUGGCAACUGCCAUAGAGGUGCUACUGGGGCAAUCAGUGGAACUAUGAUUGCCUGUACUGUGAUAUUAAUGGUGCUAGUGUGUCAGCCAAUGGGAAUGCGAUUACCUGCACAUUCAUAUUAGUACUGCUAGUAUGGCAGUCAAUGGUACCAGUUAUCUGUGUUAAGAUAUUACUAGUACUAGGCAUCGAAAAUGAACUCUGUCUGUCAGAUUCUAGCUCCACAGUGGAUGUCUGAUGGUCCAGAGGUUGUGAUAGCAGCACAGAUUCCUAGAAGCCUGUGUCCAAAUCCCAUGAUCUAGCUAAUAAUAGAGAUUAACGGAAAGUAUUUUAUAGUGUUUGAGGGCUAGCAUAAGGUUUAAGGUGUUUAUCUCACAGACACAGGAUGCAUGGUUUGUUUCUCACCUUUAAGAGAAACUGGCCAGGCUUAAAAUGAUCUGCAAGGGCAGCUAGCCUAGUACUUAUCUAUGAACCUAUGAAAAUGUCUUGUCUUUAUACACAGACAGGAAUAAAUUCCUCUAGUAUUGGGGAGGUCUACACCUGACAUACAGGGCACUGUCCGAUCCCACCUCAUGCAUAUCAACAAAACAAAUAGCACCAGAAUUACCAAUUUUAAAGACUUAAACCUUGCUUGUGAUAUAAAUAGGACC